Molecule: messenger RNA, 2586 nt
Organism: Exophiala xenobiotica
Lineage: Eukaryota; Fungi; Ascomycota; Eurotiomycetes; Chaetothyriales; Herpotrichiellaceae
Exons: 5
Coding region: 88-2160 (690 amino acids)
Biological process (GO): DNA-templated transcription; positive regulation of transcription from RNA polymerase II promoter by galactose
Cellular component (GO): nucleus
Molecular function (GO): zinc ion binding; RNA polymerase II cis-regulatory region sequence-specific DNA binding; DNA-binding transcription factor activity, RNA polymerase II-specific
Source: RefSeq, a predicted model, not a curated record
UCUUCUUCUAGCGAUAUCUCCACUUCCGUACCGUCGCAAUGAUGUAGAAAUUCUGGUCGCUCCAUGUUGCAUCCCAAGAAAUGACAAAUGCCUCGACCAAAAGUCCGUCCCGAAGAUCGACAGCGGGCAGUCAAAGCGUGCUUACCGUGCAAAGCAUCCAAGAAAAGAUGUGACGCACAACAGCCUUGUGCGAACUGCAUUAGGAAGAAGUCGGCAUCGACUUGCGAGUAUGCGGAAUCACCUGUGCGACCUCGAGGAGUUCACGCUCAUGCUGCGGCACCUUCUGCACAACCAUCGUCGCUAGAGUACGCGACCGGAGCCCACGACGAAGAUGAAGAUGAAGACGCUACGCCUACGACCGGGAAGCGCUCCAGAUCACCGGCGGCGCAAUCGUCAACUCCGCGACGGUUGAGUGGUGGUCGACUACUGCUUAACUCGAAGGGCGAGAAAGUCUACGUCGGAGGGACGGCCUCUCUUUCCUUCCUGCAAUUCCUGCGCCAGACCAUCAAGCAGCAAAUGGGCCCUUCUGUCUUUACGGAGAACGACCGACGGAAUGUCAUGCUCGAAGUCCGCAGUCCCGAAGACACGAACACCAUCUUCGAAGAAGAUGAGGGUCAGAAACGAGCUUUGAUCGAGGUCUACUUUGCUGCCACAAACGGCUUUCUCGACUUGUUCACCCGUGAGGAGAUCGAGGGUUACUUGACAAACAUUACCACUCCUGCCGACGGUGGCCGCGAGUAUACCAUCGCCGCUCUAGAUGUUAUCAUCGCAAUCGGUGGCCAAUGUCGUGCCCUGAGCCCUUAUGACCUGCGUUACGCCGUGCGCUGUUUCUCCCGUGCGCAAAAGGUGGCUAUGGCUUCUGCUCUCGAGGACCCUUGUCUGGAUAUGGUCCGCUGCUUCCUUCUCAUGGCAUUUUACAUGCUCGGCGCGUGCAGACGGAACGCCGCGUUCAUGUAUCUCGGCAUCGCAAGUCAAGCGUCAUCCGCGCUGGGCCUGCACGUCACAGAACAGUAUCGUCAUUUCAGGGUGCCGGAGCGAAGUAUUCGACUGCGCACGUUGAAGAGUCUGCGCGUUCUCGAUGUGCUGGUCUGUUCCAUUCUAGGUCGUCCUUACUCGACACCGGCCGUACGCAUCGAUAGCGCAAGUUUCACGGGCAUGCACAUCCAUGUCGGCAAGCCCCGCGAUAUGGCGUUGAACGCGAGUUUCGGUGCGUGCGAACUCAUCGCCGAGAUCAUGCAGAAUCUUGACUCGGGGAAUUCGAUUGACCUUGCGACCGCGAAACGGUUCCUCGAGAAAUUGAGAAAUUGGAGCGCAAAUUUACCGCAGGAAAUUCGCCGUUUUGAAAAGAACGGUGAUGAGCUACUAAGUCCAAGUGAUCAGGAGUCCAUCAUUGGCAGUAUACAUGUGUCGUGCGUGUAUUACUUCGCUGUCAUGGUUGUGACACGGCCGUUUCUCAUUUCACAUCUUAUGGCUCGGUUGCCGGGGACGAUAGGCCAGGAGCCAGGAGAUGCCUCGCAAGGUGAGGCGGUCAACCUCGCGCAGGCGUGUAUCGACUCUGCCAUACUUAUGGCACAGACCUGCUUUGAUGCCUUGCAAGGUGGGAUACUGUUGGGUAAUAUGUGCAUUAUGAAGGCAUGGGUCUUUGCGGCCGGCCUGGUGUUGGGCUUUUCGAUGUUCGCACAUAGCGAGUCACCGUUCGACAUGGAUGAAUCGUUCAAUGGCGCCAGAGAGGUGCUCAAAAAAUUGGCCGAGCACAGUCCCCAGGCAGAGCAUUACUAUGAGAUCCUGACGGCGUUUGCAGACGCUAUACAGCGGCACCGGCAGCAUUUGUCCCGCGAGAAGAGGCGGGCGAGUAAUAAGUACGUCAGCAGGAUUUUGUCGUUGGAUGUAAAUCCUACCGCUUCGGGACCGCAUUCAGGAUUUUCGCCGGGAUCGACGUCCAGAGAUCCUGUCGACGGUAAUUCAGAAACGGUAGACACGAGAUUCGGCGAGAUCGAUCCGGAGACACAAAUGCCAUUCCAGAUACCCGGGACUCCUCAGUUACCUUCAGACGGCGGCGGUGGGUUCGACUUUUCGCUCUUUGGAUGGGAUAAUUUCGCCGUGCAGAUUUCGGAGAAUUUCUCAUUCGAUAACUAUGAGAAUGCUUGGGGUCUUGGGUAAGGUGACUCGGGAUUCCCACCUCGAUGGCGUCCAGCAAACGACUUUCGACCAUCUCCAAACCCGGACGGAGGUAGUUGGAAUCCAGCUCCGGGCACCUCAACCUUGAGGUGGGAAUUGAACGCUACCACAAGGACUGUGUCCUCAUCUUCUACAGAAGGGUCAGAAAGUAUGCGCCCAGGCACAGCUUGUCAACGGCUUCAUACAGUGAAUGUUUUCAAGGAGGCAGGACAGGACUCCGGACCCGGGAGCGGAGUUCAAAUGGACACGUUACCGCAUCUCGACUUCACCUCCUCAUAAUCCUUCAGAUAGCUAGUCUGACCCAAGCACCUGGGGUCCUCAAAAAGCCGCUACAACGAGAAGCGGCCUGCUUACACAUACUCUCAGUGUCACAUUAGGCAACGGAAGGGCGAGCGCCGUGUCCGCAUC